Molecule: messenger RNA, 321 nt
Organism: Diplodia corticola
Lineage: Eukaryota; Fungi; Ascomycota; Dothideomycetes; Botryosphaeriales; Botryosphaeriaceae
Product: heterokaryon incompatibility protein
Exons: 1
Coding region: 1-321 (106 amino acids)
Source: RefSeq, a predicted model, not a curated record
AUGCUUUGCAGGACAUGCGCGUGUAUGCUCCGCGGCGGCACGGGGCAGCAAUGGAACGGCACCUACGACCUCACUUUCAAGCACCACGCCAGGACAGAGUCCCUCCGCAGGUCGAGAGAAGCCGGCUGCUCCAUAUGCAUUGCCCUUGCCAAUGAGCUGCGCCACGAAAUGGACCUGCUCGACGACCAGGACAUCUCCAUCGACGCCAAUCUUUCCGAGCUCAAGGGUGGCCAGUGGAAGGACGGCGGCGUCUAUCGCUUGGACUUCAUCCUGGAGAAGCGCCGCACCCGCACAUUUGUGCUGCGGCCCACAGGCGAGUAA